This is a messenger RNA of Phytophthora infestans T30-4, 2593 nucleotides long. RefSeq names its product transcriptional repressor TUP1-like protein. The transcript has 3 exons. Lineage: Eukaryota; Oomycota; Peronosporomycetes; Peronosporales; Peronosporaceae. The record is from RefSeq and is a predicted model, not a curated record. Gene Ontology annotation, molecular function: protein binding. Bases 94 to 2265 code for a protein of 723 amino acids.
CUCGUGUAGGGUAAAGCGCGGCAAAAUCCCAGUAGACACCACACAGCCCUACGAGGUCUUCCAGCCGUCGUUGACUUCAUAGUAGACACCGCCAUGUACACGUCGUCCGCCCCCGGACCGGCCCGUGGCCGCGGCGGCAACCCGAACGCGGGUGUGCCGCCCCCACAACAGCAGCAGCCACAACAGCUCCGCGGACCAACGUCAGGUAACCCGGGCGCCCCACCGCAACUGGCCACAGCGGCUACUAGCCGCGUAGGUGAGAUGCUGGACCAGGUUAAAGCCGAGUACGAGGCUGCCAUUCAGCAGCUUAACAUGGCCAAGAUGGAACAGCUCGAGAUGGAGCGCAAGAUUCAGUCGCAGGUCGUGGAGAUGGACCAGAUCCAGCAGUCGCUUAAGGCGCUAGAGGCCAAUCACCGCCGUAUCCGUCAGCAGUACGAAGAGGACAUGCUGCGUAUGCGCAGGCAGCUCGAGACCGGCCAAGUGCCGCAACAGCAGCAGGUGCCUCCCCAACAGCAGGCCGUUCCGGCCAAGCUCCCGGCCAAACGCUCUCGUGCUCCGCCCACUAGUGGCAGCAUGCAGGAGGACUCCAACUCACUAAUGUCGAAUCUCGUGGCAGCCGCCACGUCGUCCGGCCGCGCCGGGGUGGCCAGCUCUCAGCAGCGAAGUGGAAGCUCUCCUGUGCGCGUUGUACCCGUCCAGCCGGCCUCACGAAGCCUGCAGCAGCUUGGCCAGCAGCCCCCUCAGCUUCCGCCUCCUCCUCAGGGAGGCAACACGAACCCACCGCCACAGCUCAGCCCUUUGGACACGAGCCAGGCCAACACGACUCCGUCUUCACGUCGCAUGCCCAGCAUUAAUAGCGAAGUGAACGGUAAAGACCGUGCUGCGUCGCCCCCAGCCCUGAAGAAGUCGAAGCUCAAUGGCUCGGAGCCCAGUAUCCCCAGUCUGAACGGGAAUGGCAAGGGCGCGCUUCCUUCCGUUAGCUCGACCGGCAACGCCUCUACAUCAAGUGGAAUGCUGCCCCAGGUGUCCAAGAUGAACCGUGAACAGGGAUCGGCCAGCACGAACUCAAGUCCCAGCGCUGCUAACCAGUCUCAGAACGCGUCAUCCAACUCUACAAAGACUGAGAGUGACAACACGGAGACCAGUCGUCCGUCCGCCAGUGCCACGUCGACGCUGUCAGCAGCUUCCGGGAACAAUACGACCCAGAAGAGCUCCAACACGAAGGCUAGUCGUCUCAACUGGAGUUGUGUAUACUCGUCCAAGACGAGCAUGUCGUACCAGGAGUCGGAGCGUCCGGCCGCUGAGAUGCAUCAGUCUAUGGACCACCAGAGCGUUGUGUGCUGCGUACGCUUCUCGUCUGACGGUACCAUGAUGGCUUCGGGCUGCCACAAGACGGCACAAGUUUUUGAUGUCAAGACUGGAGACCGCAAGUUCCUGGUGUCGCGUCCUGCUGGAUCCGGACAGACGCCUACGUCGCAGUCCAAUGCUGCGGCCAACGAGCCUGACGACGCUUAUGUUCGCGCUGUUUGCUUCUCGCCAGACUGUUCAAAACUCGUUGCAGGGAUGCCGCAGAACACUAUCCGUGUGUGGGAUAUCGCGUCGAACGAGGAAGGCCCAGCCAUGACUGGCCACGAGUCGGAAAUCUACUCUCUAGACUACGUGAACGACUUGAUUGUGUCUGGUUCUGGGGACCGCAAGGUGCGUCUCUGGGAUGCUCGCAAUGGCCAGUGCAAGAAGAUUUUCGGCAACGAGAGCGGUGGCCCGUCGGACGGUGUGACGUCGGUGGCGCUGUCACCGGAUGGACGACUUCUCGCUGCCGCGUCGCUGGAUAAGGUUGUACGGAUUUGGGACACGGAGACAGCACAACUAUUGGACCGACUGGAAGGCCACAGCGACUCGGUGUACUCGAUCGCGUUCUCGCCUGAUGGCAAGAACGUGAUCUCUGGCUCGCUUGACCGCAACAUCAUGCUGUGGGACGUGUGUGCUCAGGGCCGCACGACGACACGGCCGCGAAUGCUUUUCCAGGGCCACAAGGACUUUGUGCUUUCAGUCGCCUACACGCCUGAUGGAAGGUGGUUGAUGUCCGGUUCCAAGGACCGAUCUGUGGUGUUCUGGGAUCCGCGUUCGUCUCGCUCUGUGCUGACAUUGACGGGCUACCGGAAUUCCGUGAUAAGUGUGGCGUCGUCCCCAGCGUCCCCCUACUUUGCAACGGGAAGCGGAGACUGCUUUGCUGUGAUCUGGAAGUACCAGUGCCAGACUUUUUAAACUAUACAUCAAGUCGACGCGACGCGAUGACGCACUCAGGACAAACAAGUGUGAACUCGGAGCAAACCAAGUGAAGCGCAGCGGAUAAAUUUGAAGUCGUGACGCUUGCGGCAAGCGCGUGGUGAUACGAGUUGGUCUUGGAAGACGUGUGCGUUAUCAGCGAGCGAGACUGAGAGAGAAGAAGGCAUCGAAACGAAUCAAGACGAAAAAAAAACUUUUGUGCGAUGGCCGACAACAUUAGGCAGAGUAAGGAAGACGCGCGAUGCGUUCUCCUGAAGUGAAUUGAGAGGGUGGAUAGUGCGUGUGCAAUGGAAUGGAUUCUGAACAA